AUGAAACACGGCACAUUUUCGGCCGGCCACAGCCUGAAGAAGCACGGUUUGGCGGGUACCAGAGCUAGCAGCGUCAGUGAGACGAGUCUUCAUCACACGGUGGGCCUGGAGACGGCAACUCCCAAGAGUCUGUCCUCCAAUGACUAUCCUCCAGCCUACGAAGCUUCGGACAGUAGGCACUGCUCCCGUCUGCGCCGGUAUUGUCUUCACUGCUGCACUCACUCGAGGUCAAGAAAGGCGACUGACAAUGAACUGCAGGUAAUGGAAAAAGAAAACUCAUGUGUCUAUUAG
Molecule: messenger RNA, 291 nt
Organism: Dibothriocephalus latus
Lineage: Eukaryota; Metazoa; Platyhelminthes; Cestoda; Diphyllobothriidea; Diphyllobothriidae
Source: the annotation of a GenBank genome assembly